AUGCCUCUACAUCAAGUUGCGUUUAUCUCGAAGGGAAAUUGUCAUGAUUCGUUCACCUCAUCUACUUCGUCUGGAUCCGAAAUCGACUACAUGCAAAACAUCAAAGCAAUGCUGGAGAAGUUAUCGAGUCAAGUUUCUAAAGACGGUAACUCCCAGUUGCAGCGUCUCAUAAACAAUAUAGAAAAUCCAGAGAAGACGAAACCAGUAAAAGCAAUAUCACUUGGUGAAUUGAAUACAGUAGAUUUGUAUUUCAUUAUCAUAGCCAUUUUGGAGAGAAGAAUUAUCACAUGUGAAGAGGAGAAUGAUGCUUUGAAGGAAGCGUUAAAGAAAGCAUUUCGUCGUAUUACCACACUAGAAGAACAGGCAGGAAUCUCGAGAGCAAGUAGGAAAGGCUUCAAAAAAGAAAAGUUCUUCGAAGCUUCUACGUCAUCUUCAAAAACUACCUCAGCUUCUGAUUGA
Molecule: messenger RNA, 459 nt
Organism: Thelazia callipaeda (thelaziosis nematode)
Lineage: Eukaryota; Metazoa; Nematoda; Chromadorea; Rhabditida; Thelaziidae
Source: the annotation of a GenBank genome assembly